Messenger RNA from Aspergillus tubingensis, 564 nucleotides. RefSeq names its product Rheb family small GTPase rhbA (gene rhbA). Lineage: Eukaryota; Fungi; Ascomycota; Eurotiomycetes; Eurotiales; Aspergillaceae. The transcript is spliced from 4 exons. Gene Ontology annotation, molecular function: GTP binding; GTPase activity; GDP binding. The record is from RefSeq and is a predicted model, not a curated record. Gene Ontology annotation, biological process: small GTPase-mediated signal transduction. Gene Ontology annotation, cellular component: plasma membrane. Bases 1 to 564 code for a protein of 187 amino acids.
AUGCCUAGUGCACCGAAGCAGCGCAAAAUAGCUAUUGUUGGCAGUCGCUCUGUGGGUAAAUCUUCUCUUACAGUUCGAUUUGUUGAACAUCAUUUUGUAGAAAGCUACUAUCCGACGAUCGAAAACACGUUCAGUCGAAUCAUCAAAUACAACGGCCAAGAUUAUGCCACUGAAAUCGUUGACACAGCUGGUCAGGACGAGUACAGUAUAUUGAACUCCAAGCAUUUCAUCGGAAUACAUGGGUAUAUUAUUGUCUACUCGGUGGCUUCACGUCAGUCGUUCGACAUGGUGAGGGUCAUACGUGACAAGAUUUUGAACCAUCUUGGUGCCGAUCAUGUACCCCUUGUGCUUGUCGGAAAUAAAAGCGAUCUCAAAUCUGAGCAACGCCAGGUGUCUCUAGAUGAAGGCCGGCAGCUUUGUGAAGAAUUCCAUUGUGCAUUUACUGAGGCUAGUGCUCGUCUCGACUAUAAUGUUGCGAAAGCGUUUGACUUAAUGAUUGGGGAGAUCGAAAAGUCGCAAAACCCAUCACAGCCGGCAGGAGGCAACAAAUGCGCCGUAAUGUGA